AUGCGUUGGAUCAUCACAGCUUUAGCUGCCAUCAGUCUCUCCGAGGCUGUAUUCACUAGUCAAGAUGACUUUAAUCCUCUAUUUCCUAGCAUUGCGCACUCUCCAGAGUAUUGCGAUGGCUCUCUGGUUCCUCAUGAAAAGCCGUUUGGUCCCAAUGCCCCUGGGAAAGUAGAGCUACCUGAGCCGAACUUCGAAAUUGUGCCUCCCCCUGUGGAGCCGGUUGGGACAAUCCCUGAGAGGCCCCGGGAAGAUUCGACCAAGGUCGAGCAAGCCAGUCUUCAUACUCGUCAGUUCCUUCCCGACUUCCAGCUUUCGCCCGAAAACUUGGACUGGAUUUCAAAGGUAGCGCCGACUCUGGAGGUACUCGAGGGAGCAUUGUGGAAGGUCUUCUCUCCGGCGAUACCUGCUGUCUACUCUUCAGCGGUUUCCUCGAGUUCAGGACUUGGCCUAAGCGCAACUUCAAGCGUUCGUCUCUCGUCUAGCCAGAGCAGUAUUUUGAGUACCGCGUCGCCUAGCGGGACAUCCUCCACAUACUCGGUAUCUCCUCUCAGUACAGUGCCCAGCAGCCCCUCGACGUCGUCUUUCGGCACCAGCAGCACCGAUACUGCUAGCGCAAGCUCUUUUCUCGCUUCGACAUCUGAAAGUUCUUCUUUCAACAACUCAGCGCCAUCAACGUCAAUAGUUUCUACAUCUAUAUUCAGUACGGUAGAAACAACACCAUCAGGAACGAGCUCUCUAAGUUUCGGGACUUCAACUUGA
Molecule: messenger RNA, 759 nt
Organism: Mytilinidion resinicola
Lineage: Eukaryota; Fungi; Ascomycota; Dothideomycetes; Mytilinidiales; Mytilinidiaceae
Exons: 2
Coding region: 1-759 (252 amino acids)
Source: RefSeq, a predicted model, not a curated record